UCUUUAGAGGAGCUGACUAUUCCCGGGUCAUUCUUAUCCUUCAUGUGCUGGAGGAAAGCUGAGCACCAUGAUAGAGGUAUACAUCCCCUCCAUAGGACAUCAAGUGAUGAAGGCUGACAAGACUCGUACGGUCUUCAAAAUUGAUGUUUUAUGCAAUGGUCGCCGACAUUCAUUGGAUCGACGCUACAGUGAAUUCCAUGCACUCCAUAAACUGUUGAAGAAGGCCUGCAAGGUGCCAGAUUUUCCUUCCAAACGCGUUCCAAACUGGAUGUCAAAGGUCCAAGAGCUGCGGCGGCAAGGACUCGAAGCUUACAUACAGGGGGUGCUUUGGUUCAACAAAGAGGUCCCAAAAGAGCUGUUAGACUUCCUGAAGUUAAAGCAUUUUCCACAAAGCAAAAAAAACUGCAGCUUCCAAUCAGUGACGGAUUUUGCUGUGGAAGAGAACAGUUCCCAGUUGGCACAUAAAGCAGUGGUAGGAUUUUAUAAGGACCUGUACAUUUUACCUCCAGAUACAGAUAUGCUUGAGGACAUCAUUUUACAAGGAGUUCUCCGAGGGCUGUAUCAGCAGAAACAUGAGAAGCUAUCUACAGUCAAGCAUGCACACCCAGAAAAUGUACAAUGACAGCCGCCUGAUCCUGUUACAGCACUCACUUUUUUCAUUUGGUGCUUUCUAUUGGCAAACUGGAGUCCAGAGAUAUCUGCUGUA
This is a messenger RNA of Nanorana parkeri, 706 nucleotides long. RefSeq names its product sorting nexin 22 (gene SNX22). Lineage: Eukaryota; Metazoa; Chordata; Amphibia; Anura; Dicroglossidae. Gene Ontology annotation, molecular function: phosphatidylinositol phosphate binding. The transcript is spliced from 7 exons. The coding region runs from base 68 to 622 and encodes 184 amino acids. The record is from RefSeq and is a predicted model, not a curated record.